This is a messenger RNA of Neopelma chrysocephalum (saffron-crested tyrant-manakin), 6825 nucleotides long. RefSeq names its product potassium channel tetramerization domain containing 16 (gene KCTD16). Gene Ontology annotation, cellular component: postsynaptic membrane; presynaptic membrane. The transcript is spliced from 3 exons. NCBI's taxonomy places the organism in Eukaryota, Metazoa, Chordata, Aves, Passeriformes, Pipridae. The record is from RefSeq and is a predicted model, not a curated record. Gene Ontology annotation, biological process: regulation of G protein-coupled receptor signaling pathway; protein homooligomerization. The coding region runs from base 714 to 1997 and encodes 427 amino acids. Gene Ontology annotation, molecular function: protein binding.
CCGCUGGAGCCCGGCAGUCCCUAGCGCAGGCUGCGGGCUUUCUGCAAGUCAUCGGGGCCGGCGGACGCUUCCCGCGCUGCCCUCCCGCUCCCCCAGCCCAGCGCAUCCACUCGGGAAUUUUUGGGUUUGUUGUUUUUUUUUUUUUAAUUUUAUUUUUUUAUUUUAUUUUCCUCCCCCGUGCUGUAUGUAUUGGUUUUCCUCGUCACCCGCCACGGUUAACUUCCCUGUGACUCGGUUUAACUCUUGAGAUCUACGUGGAUGUUGCUAAGAGCACUUCUCUUGCCUUUGCUGUCCCUUGCUGGGAUCGGAUUCACACUACCCGGACCCUGUGUGCCUGUAUGUGUGUUCUGAGUGUCUUGACAUUUUGGUUCCUUUACAAGAGCUAUGCAUUAAUUGUAACCAAGACCUGUGAGUGACCAUAGGCUUGGCUUGACCUUGAUUUUGAUGGCUUUGUUGGAAGAUCUAAUGAUGUGAUUGCAUUUCAUGAGGUGAUUGCUCUCCAGCCUCCGUGGCUCAGAGUAUAAACCGCUUCUGCCACACUGUCACUCAUGGACAAUUCAGAUUUUUUUUUUUAAACAAACCUUUUGGCUAUCCUUAUUUUCUCACUCCUCCUUUCCCUGCUGUUUCUCCUUAAUGCUGGGAGCCUUAUUCUACCCUCUGAUGUGAUUGAUAGUCCUGCUGCUUCGUGCUGCUGAUUUCUGGUUUAAAAUACAAUGGCUCUAAGUGGCAACUGCAGGACUUACCUGCCUCCUCGGGAGCAGGGGACUGGACUGCACUCCUUCCCAGAGGUAGUGGAGCUCAACGUGGGUGGCCAGGUUUACUUCACUCGCCACUCCACCUUGGUUGGCACCCCUCACUCCCUGCUGUGGAAAAUGUUCACCCCAAAGAGAGACACAGCCAACGAUCUGGCCAAGGACUCCAAGGGAAGAUUCUUCAUUGACAGAGAUGGUUUCCUUUUCCGCUAUAUUCUGGACUAUCUCAGGGACAAGCAAGUGGUUCUACCCGACCACUUCCCAGAGAAGGGAAGGCUCAAAAGGGAGGCUGAGUACUUCCAGCUCCCAGACUUGGUCAAACUCCUGACUCCCGAUGACAACAAGCAAAGCCCUGAUGAUUAUUGCCACAGUGACUACGAAGAGGUCUCCCAAGGCAGUGACACGAGAAUAUGCCCACCCUCAUCGCUCUUACCGUCGGAUCGGAAGUGGGGAUUCAUUACCAUUGGGUACCGGGGGUCAUGCACUAUUGGCAGGGAGAGCCAAGCAGAUGCCAAAUUCAGGAGGGUCCCAAGGAUUUUAGUUUGUGGAAGGAUUGCUCUGGUCAAAGAGGUCUUUGGAGAAAGUUUGAAUGAAAGCAGAGACCCGGACAGGGCUCCAGAAAGGUACACCUCCAGGUUUUAUCUCAAGUUCAAGCACCUGGAGAGGGCUUUCGAUAUGUUGUCCGAGUGUGGAUUCCACAUGGUGGCCUGUAACUCCUCGGUGACAGCUUCCUUCAUCAACCAGUACACAGACGACAAGGUCUGGUCCAGCUACACUGAAUAUGUCUUCUACCGUGAGCCCUCCCGGUGGUCCUCGUCCCACUGCGACUGCUGCUGCAAGAACGGCAAAGGCGACAAGGAGGGCGAGAGUGGCACCUCCUGCAACGAGCUGUCGACGUCCAGCUGCGACAGCCAGUCGGAGGCCAGCUCCCCCCAGGAGACCGUCAUCUGCGGCCCCGUCACCCGCCAGACCAACAUACAGACUCUGGACCGGCCAGCCAAGAAGGGCCCUGUGCAGAUGCUGCAGCAGUCCGAGAUCCGCAGGAAGAGCGACCUGCUCCGGACUCUCACCUCCGGCUCCCGGGAGUCCAACUCCAGCAAGAAAAAAGCAGUGAAGGAGAAGCUCUCCAUUGAGGAGGAGCUGGAAAAAUGUAUCCAGGAUUUCCUCAAAAUCAAAAUCCCAGACCGGUUUCCCGAGAGGAAACACCCCUGGCAAUCUGAACUGCUGCGGAAGUACCACCUUUAGGCUCAGGGUGGGGAGAGCACACGACCUUGUUACAUUAGAGACAAAUCCUAAGUGAUACAAAAAUAAUUCCCAAUAAUAAUUAUUUGUUAGGUCACCAAAACCAAAAUCCAUCUCUAGUACUGCCUAAUUUGCCUAUUUCACUUUAACAUUUCUAGUCGUAGGGUAACAAUAUUUUUUGCAGUCCUGGAAGCACAAUGACAAACGCUUUCGUUUGUAAACUUGGAGUCUUACACAAGCUGAAAACCUUAAGGGCACAACCAGACCCAUGCCAAGGGAUGGUUGCAUGCAGCUGCCAGUGCCGUGGGAGCGUGGCCUGGGAACAGGCAGGUCAGGGGGAUGUGAGCUCCGUGCCCUCUGUGUCCUCCUCGGAGCACAUCUGUUUGGAGGGAGGUGCACAGUGCAAAGCCCCAAGCUCUGCCGUGGCAGUUUAAGCAUGUGUAUAUAUAUAUAUGUGCAUAUAUAUAUGUGUGUAUAUAUAUCUCUGUGUGUAUAUAUAUAUGUAUAUAUAUAUAUCUAUAUAUAUAUAUCAAUAUAUAUUGCUUAAAGAUUUUCUGGCUCUCUCCUCAUAACUGCACUUUCUCAGAAAAGAGCAUUUUUUAGCCGUCUGUGGAUGUUCGGUUUCUUCUCCAGGUCUUUGAGGGCUGAACAGUAGAAGUCCAUCUCACUGUCUCUCCCCUGCUUCCUCUCCCUGUCCUUACCCCUGCUCUGAGACACUGUAAAUGCGUUUCAGUGGAGACCAGGGUGCAGUCUGUGGUUCUUCGUUACCAUCAGCAAAUACUCCCAUUUGUUUUGGAUGAUCUUGUCCCUCUGUGUCCUCCCCACACCUCUUGUGUUCCUCAAGGCUCCCCAGUGUCAGUGGGUUAAAGGUGUGCUGAUCCCAGCUGGAAAGCUGUAGGGCUGGUUCCACGGCUGUGUGUGGAGUGGCUGUGCUGGUUCUUGUGGAUGCCAGGCACGAGUGCCAGGAGUGUCUAUCCCAGCUGGCAGGGACAGAGGGCACUGUAUCCCAUCCGGCACGGAAGCACCCACAGAAAUCACCCACCCAACCGGCCCAGUGGUGCUCUGUGUGUGGGGAUCCAUUGUUGGAGGAGGGAGUAGGUGUGUGCCAAGAGAAAGUACAACCCCAGAAGGUACCUGCAUUCCAUCCCACAGAUCCCAUGGUGGGACAGCCAGCAAACUGCACCAUGUGUGCCAUGGGAAAGGCUGGUCCUGCACUGACCCACGGGGUGUGGGAGCGAGGGGAAAGGGAGCAGGUGGGUCUGUGGGGUGCAGAAGUGCCAAGGCCAGGUAAGGCCUGAGCAUGGCAGCACAGACUGGAGAGUGUCGGGGGGUUGGCAGGUGGCAAAGGCAUGGGAUCAGCCAAACCUGGAACAGGGGAGCGCUGGGGGGGCUCAGCUCUGGGGGCUCAGGCUGCCAGGGAGGGAAGCCAUGGACAGUGAUGGAAAACUUAAUUGCUCCAGCUAGCCUGUGUUGGCCAUAUCUGGGAACAACCUAGCUGGAGGAUUUGGGAUAAAUUUUUCAUUUUCUAAAGGCACAGAAAGAAGAUUUUAUAUAUAUAGAAAAACUACAGACAGUGACAUUGCUGGUAGCACAGAGCACUUGGAUUUUGACUUAUUUAGCAUCCUGCAGGUUUGAGGGCUUCCCACCUACUAAAUUCCAGAGGUUGCUGUGGGAGAUGCUGUCCCAUCUGCACUGGUUCUCUCUGUGAUCCUCAUGCAGUUCCAGCAAGAUGGAAACUUGGUUCCUGUGGGGUUCCAUCAUGCCCAGCUGGGACAGAGGGGUUUGGCAGAGAACUGCGAGGUCUUUACAAACACACAGGUGUGUUUUGGUGAGGAUGCACAUUUUACCAGCAAAAAUAGGAAGCAAUACUUGUCCAGAGGGAUCCAUAAGCAUGAGCUGGCUGUAGGGAGGGGGAAACCCUCCCAGCAAUACAUCUCCAGGUUGUUGGAGAACAGGGCUUGGAUGUGGCAGCUGGUCAUCACCUCUGUGGAGAUUGUACAUGGAGAAGGUGCCAUUCCUUACAGCUGGCAUGCCGUGUUGGUACCAAGGAUUGGGAAUUAGAGGCUCUGGGCUGGGAAAUGCUCAGUGAGGAAACAGAGCUUCCCAGAAUUGUGCUUUAGAAUGAGUUCAGGUUUUAGGACAUUCCCUCAUGCUGGAGUUCAGGCCUGGCUGUUGUGCCUCCUUCCACUUGCAGGCUCAAAAGGCACAUUUUCCUACAGAAACCAAUGUUUUGCACAAGAUCCACAAUUUGGCCCUGCUUAGUUAUGUUGUGGUUAGUUUAUAACAUUUUUCUUUUCCUGCUCAACAUUUUCCACACCUUGCCCUCCUGCUCUGGCACCAAGCAAGAAAAAAUGGGGAACAGCUAGGGCUCUCCUCAGGAUUUCCAGCAGAGAAUGAGGUUGGAAACAGGUCACCCUUGUUCCUCGGCAGCAGACUGGAGCUAAAACCUUGUCCUUUCAAUCCCGAUCUUUCCAAGUCUCUCUUUAAUAUGACAAAUAUUUGGGCUAUAAAAUGCAUGUGCCAGAGUGGAAGAACAGGCAUUGGAUGUGUGUGUGUGUGUUCUCAGGCUGAUGUUCCGGGGACACAGGAUUGCUCAAUGAUUAAUAACUGUGGAAAAAUUAGACCAAAUGAAAUGUGCCUGAGUGGGCUUGAUUUAUGUGGCCUUCAUGUCUGCAGUUUGAGAUGAAAUGGUUAUUACUCUCCAGUGCUACAGAAAUAAAGGUCUUAAACUUCAGUAAUCACAGGCAGGCCAAACCUGCUGGGAAACCCAGUUUGAGAUGGGGCUGGAGGAGGGCAGUGCCCAGACAUGGGGCUCGUGUGUGUUCAUGUGUGUUCUGCUGUGUAACUAAAGGGAUCUUGUUCUGGUCUGACUGCAUGUAUGGUUGUUUUAUGAGUGGCUUGUGUAGAACUGUGGCUGUGCUGCCAGGUUUUGUGCUGCUCACAGUGGCUGGUGGGGUGUAGGUGUAACACAGGAGCCUGGGUGGUGGUGGGGGGCUGUCACUCCUCCCCAACAGAGUCAGAGCUGUGUGGAUGCUGCCCAGAGCUCCCCUUCUCUCCAUCCUCACUCACUGCUCUCUCUACACCACCACUGUUCCAUGGCACACCCUCAAAAAGCCACGUUUGGGGCACCUCAUUCUGCCACCACUGGGCAGGGGCAGGGGAUGGGAGCAUCCAGCAAUGGUGUGGAAAAACCGUGGACAGGUAGAGACAGGGACCAGGGGAAUUAAAAAUGCUGCUCCAUGGUGGCCCCAUAGUUCAGCUGUGUGUGGCAGUGGGUCGGGAAAGAGCAAUCAAACCUUCUGCAGGCACCAGGAUGGUGGCAGGAGGGUGACAGUAACUCUGGAAGACCUAUUCCUAAAAAUAGUACCAUGGACAUAUAGAGACACAAAACUAUAUAGACUUCCAUAUGGUUGGAUAGAUAUAAUCACACUCCUAGGGAUGAAAGGCAGGUGCCAAUGCCUUCUUGGAAAGGUUGUUCCCCAUCCCUUAUGGGGUGGGCACCUCUCACUGUUCCCAGGAACAGGAAAUCCCUGCAAUAGGUGGGUGUCAAAGUGGUACCUCAAAGCCUAUGGCCAACAGGAGGAGGGGAACGCGGCCCAUGCUCAGUGUGCCCAGAACCUUCCUCCUACCAGGGCUUUUCCCUGAGGCUAUUCAGGGAAAUGGGGCCAUGAAGGGAAGAAUGGAGAUGAGGUAUUUCAGAGGAGAAAAGGAAACUGGAAUGAGAUUGCCAGAAAGGCAGAUGGGUUUUGGGCUCUAAAGUAUAUUGUACUCAAUUCCACUUUGUUUCAGUGAGAGAACCCAUGUCUCUCCCUAGGACAGUUUUGGUAGCAAUCCAAAAUUAAACUCAGUCCACAGAGUACUUUAUUCUUUCUAAAAUAUCUGGGGGGCAAACUGGACUUUGAGCUGCUUUCCACACAUAACGAAGACCAAAUAUAAGUUCUGUUGAAACUAACUGAAAAACUUACAUUGACUUCAGUGGGACUGAGGCUCCCCUAAAACACCUUUUCUCAAGAAAAAUGGGCACUUGCCCCAGUGAGGAUGAGUAAGAACAUACACAUCCAUGUACAUUGCUUGUGUGGCACAGGUCCAGUCACUUGGGGAUGGUGUAGCACAGCCAGUCUGUAAAUAUCAUGGCCUGGUCUAUAUAGUCUUACUUAAGCUUAGCUUAGGGUGCUGGGGAGGGAACGUGGUGAGCAACCCCUGCCCCUAUGGGCCGUGGGGUCGGUGACACAGCUCCUGUCACAGCCACCCACAUCCCACCUGCCCCAGUGCCCAUGACAACUUCCACCUCUCAUGGGCAGAAUUCCCAGUUCCCAAGGGUUUUGUUAUGUGCCCAAACACCUUGAGACACCUGAGCAGGACUCAGAGCAUCAGGGGGAGACGCAGGGAGAAUGUGUCAGUUUACACAGACCCACGGGGACCAAAUUAUUUUACCAUCUGCACACACUGUCCAGAGGCUUCACAGUGCUCUGGAGAACAUUUUGAUGUUUUAAUUCUAGUUUGGUGAGUCCAUUUAUUAAUUUCAUUUUCAAAUUGUGGGCUGAAGAAGAAGACAAGGUUGGGCUAUAUUGGCAAUGGCCAUCAUGUAACCAAGCCCUUCAGCUGUGUCCCAAUCUGUUCUCCCAGCCCUAGGAAGGCUGGAGGAAACUUUCCAGCUUCUUACCCUUCCCAAAGCCCUUCCUGCCACGGCGAGUAUGGACUUUCAGAGUACUUUAUGCAUAAGGCCCCAUGUGUAUCAUGGUACAAAAUAAUUGUCCAGUCUUAUGGAUAGUUUAUGCCCCAACGGGGUUUUGUAGAUUAAUAGUAAAAGGACAGAAAAAAAAAUAAAAAG